CAUAAUUAAGAUAGCAGUUGUGUUUGAUUCACACCAACUAUCCAGCAGCACGAUGAUUUUCCGACUUGCUGUUUUGAUCUCCGUUGUUGCCAUUGCAUACGGCGGUCUCCCAGAUGUUGGACAAUGUGAUGAGAAUUCUGCCGGGCUAUUUCCCCACCCUGACGAGUGCCAGCUCUACUUCGACUGUAGUAGUAUUGAAACCACGUCCUGGCAGCCCGGGGUCAAGGGUCUGAGAGAAUGCGAGUACCCGAAACUGUUUGACGAGUUCAGUCGGAAGUGUAUGAAAAACGUUCAGUGCGGAUCGCGGAAGGUCAAGAAAAAUGGGUGCGAUUACUACACCAAUCAGUGUCAAGGUAAUCAUUGCAGACCCUGCGAAUUAGAUUUUCCAAAAUGCGAGGGCUUGAAGGACGGCACAUACCCACAUCCUUUGAAAAAAGGAUCGCCCCAGUGUAUUGUCUGCAAGAACGAGCGCUUCAUCGUGGAAAAAACUUGUCCUGUCAGUGUUCUUUCGACAUAAACGCCUGUUUGAGAAAGAAAAUGUCCAGCCACAACUAUAAACCAAGCUGCACCCUGGUGUAACCAACAGUAGCAAUACAUUUGUUAUACUGUCAUGUCUUUGCCUUUCGAAAAUAAAAAAAGUUAUUCUUCAAAACA
This is a messenger RNA of Mya arenaria, 654 nucleotides long. RefSeq lists its product as uncharacterized. NCBI's taxonomy places the organism in Eukaryota, Metazoa, Mollusca, Bivalvia, Myida, Myidae. The coding region runs from base 53 to 517 and encodes 154 amino acids. Gene Ontology annotation, molecular function: chitin binding. The transcript has 4 exons. The record is from RefSeq and is a predicted model, not a curated record. Gene Ontology annotation, cellular component: extracellular region.